Molecule: messenger RNA, 2009 nt
Organism: Mollisia scopiformis
Lineage: Eukaryota; Fungi; Ascomycota; Leotiomycetes; Helotiales; Mollisiaceae
Product: S-adenosyl-L-homocysteine hydrolase
Exons: 7
Coding region: 186-1535 (449 amino acids)
Biological process (GO): L-methionine cycle
Cellular component (GO): cytosol
Molecular function (GO): adenosylhomocysteinase activity
Source: RefSeq, a predicted model, not a curated record
ACUAGCGCCAAUUUGAAAAGCCCCGCGCACCACGCCGCAAAAUCAACCAUCUUCUCUUUCAUCUUCUUCCUCUUCUUCUUUUCCUCCACUCCUCCCUACUGCAAAAACCGAGUCCUUGUGAUUCUUCACAUCUCUUCCUUAUUAAAAUUUCCCUCACCGCAACGAUAUCAGACCCCACCAUUAUCAUGUCUGCACCAGCAUCCAAGUUCAAGGUCGCAGACCUCAGUCUUGCAGCCUUUGGCCGCAAGGAGAUCGAGCUCGCUGAGAAUGAGAUGCCAGGUUUGAUGGCCACUCGUGCCAAAUACGCCGACGAUCAACCAUUGAAGGGUGCUCGCAUUGCUGGAUGUCUUCACAUGACCAUUCAAACUGCUGUUCUUAUCGAGACCUUGACAUUCCUUGGUGCUGAAGUUACGUGGUCGUCGUGCAACAUUUUCUCGACCCAGGAUCACGCAGCUGCUGCAAUCGCUGCUGCAGGUGUCCCUGUUUUUGCCUGGAAGGGUGAGACCGAAGAAGAGUAUGAAUGGUGCUUGGAGCAACAGCUUGUCGCUUUCAAGGGUGGCAAGAGCCUGAACUUGAUCCUUGACGAUGGUGGAGAUCUUACUGCUCUCGUUCACAAGAAGUACCCCGAGAUGCUCAAGGGCUGCUAUGGUGUAUCAGAAGAGACCACCACUGGUGUUCAUCACUUGUACAGAAUGUUGAAGGGCAAGGGUCUUCUCGUCCCAGCCAUCAACGUCAACGACUCCGUCACCAAGUCGAAGUUCGACAACUUGUACGGUUGCCGCGAAUCAUUGGUCGAUGGUAUCAAGCGUGCUACCGAUGUCAUGAUCGCUGGUAAGGUUGCCGUCGUUGCAGGUUACGGUGAUGUCGGAAAAGGUUGUGCUAUGGCUCUUCACGGAAUGGGUGCUCGUGUCAUUGUCACUGAGGUUGAUCCCAUCAACGCUCUUCAAGCUGCUGUCUCUGGUUACCAAGUCACCACCAUGGAGAAGGCUGCUAGCCAAGGUCAAAUUUUCGUUACCACCACUGGUUGCCGAGAUAUCUUGACUGGUGAGCACUUCGAGAAGAUGCCCAACGAUGCUAUUGUCUGCAACAUUGGACAUUUCGAUAUUGAGAUCGACGUUGCCUGGUUGAAGAAGAACGCUGCCAGCGUACAAAACAUCAAGCCCCAAGUCGAUCGUUUCCUCAUGAAGAACGGCCGCCACAUCAUCCUGCUUGCUGAGGGACGUCUCGUUAAUUUGGGAUGUGCCACUGGUCACUCUUCAUUCGUCAUGUCUUGCUCAUUCACCAACCAAGUUCUUGCACAAAUCAUGUUGUACAAGUGCGAGGAUGCUGCUUUCGGCCAAAAGUAUGUCGAGUUCGGCAAGACUCAAAAGCUUGAGGUCGGUGUCUACGUUCUGCCAAAGAUCUUGGACGAGACUGUUGCCAAGCUUCACUUGGCUCAUGUCAACGCCGAGCUCUCCAAAUUGACCCCAGUCCAAGCAGAUUACCUUGGUCUUGAGGUUGAGGGUCCAUACAAGGCAGAAAUGUACCGAUACUAGAUACCUCUCGCGUUUGCUUGCUACAUUACGGAGUUCCUUCUUUUCAUUUGUACAGGGGAUUUUCAACACGACUAAUGACGGCAUGAUAUCUGGGGAAAAAAGCAUUUUGUCCUUCAACGGCAUAUAAAGGUUUUCUCAGGGAUAAAAAGCAUUCAACAAAUGGGGUUGAAAUUUUACUUUCACAGCGAACGGCGUUUACUUGGCUCUUCAACCACGGUCAAGUAGAGCUUAGAGGUUGGUUGGUCUUUUGCGUGCGCAGAUCAGAAAGAUCGGAGAGAACAGUGCGCGUUCUUAGAUAUGAAAAUACUAGUGCGUUUCCUGCUUUUGCGGGCUAUCAUGUUGUGUUCCACCGCUCGCUGUGUCGUUGUCUUGAUGUAUUGAUGAUCCGAGCUUUGUACCAUAUUCUUUUAACGAACCCCGUAUAUGAGCGAGUGCUACGAAUGGAUUUGAUGCAACUGUCCCUCAAUCUCAGCA